This is a messenger RNA of Formica exsecta, 6076 nucleotides long. Its product is annotated as DNA ligase 1-like. The coding region runs from base 191 to 1228 and encodes 345 amino acids. Lineage: Eukaryota; Metazoa; Arthropoda; Insecta; Hymenoptera; Formicidae. The record is from RefSeq and is a predicted model, not a curated record. The transcript has 5 exons.
GUUCUCCGCGCGUCCGAUAGAGUGCUUGCCGCGUCGCUGGCCGAUUCGUCUGCGCGUCGCGCCGCGUCUGCUUCGUCCACGUACUCGUCAUCGUCGUCGCUAUCAUCACCGUCAACGUCCGCGAUAUCGUCCCCGUGUUCCGGGUACAAUAGAGUUCGGCCGUCACAUCGCAGGCACGUUGGCCGCCGCCAUGGACCACGUCGGUCUGCUGUUGCAGCACUCGCAAUACGUAUACGCGGUCCCCGUGGGUGUCGUGCUGGUUUUCGCCAUUCUCGUGUUCGCCUUCGGCUUCAAGAAGGCCGAACAGCCGCCGUUCGCGCAGCUGUCCGCGGGCUCUGACGUGGACCGAAAAUUCGCCAAGAAGCGUGGCAAGGUCCGCGAGAAGAAAGCUGCUAAUGGACAAAUUACAUCUGAAAAAACAAGCCCAGCUAAAAAGACAUUAGCUGUAAAGGCGGAAGCUCCAAAGAAAGCUACGAAAGGAGAUGAUGUUGAUGGUAAGCUAAAAGAGCGUAAACAAGAAGACAACAAGAUCACCACAACUAAGAAAGAGAAGGAGAAUCCCUCAGCUAAGAUUGGCAAAGAGAACAAAGUGGAACAGGUGAAGAACAAGAAGAAUUUGAAGAACUUAUUCCAGGAAAAGCCUGUGGACUUUGACGAUGGAGACUGGGAGCAAGCUUAUUCCCGUAAGGACAAAAAAAAUAAGAAGAAGGAGGAGGAAUCUCCUUCAAAGAAAAAUAAGAAAAUUUCUAAGAAGGCUGAUUUAAUAAAUGAGGCCAAGCAAAAAGAACAGGAAAAGCCUGAAAUCAAAGAUAAGACUGCUAAAGAAACAGAAAAUAAGGAACUCAAGGAGAAGGAGAAGAAAGAGGUGAUUCUUACACCUAUCUCUGAUGAAGAGAUAGGUAAAACCAAAGAAAUAGAUAAAGAAGAACAGAACAAGGUCGAGAAAGUCGAGAAGGAAGAAAAGAGAAAAUCAAAGAAGAUUAAGAAGGCUGUCGAGAGUGAAAAUACACCCGUUUCGGUACCAUCCACACCAAAGUCAGAUAAUAAGCCUGUUGUAGAAGAACCGGAAGAAAAACCAGCUGACAUGGAAGAAGUAGCCACAAAUAAUGAAGAGAAUAAAGUUGUAGAAAGUAAAGAGAAAGCCGCUGUGUUCGACGAAUUGGGAGACGUCUGGACAGAAGCAAAGCCUCAGAAAAAGAGUAAAAAAAAGGCUCGUAAGGAUAAUUGAGGAGGAUUAUAUGCAAUGCUAAUGAUAUUGUUCCUUACAAAAGGACAUAGAGUGAGAAUCGUGCUUGGUCCAAAGGACGUUUGUCGCUUUCGACAAAUCAGGUGUGUUUUAGAUGACUUGCUAAUCGCGACCAUCUGACCAAAAAUCGUUCCUUUCUCCUUGUACAUAAUAGUAAUUGGACUAGUUUGUUCGAUUAAUUAUGAUUUUUAUAGUUAGUCAUGACUUCCAGAUCGCGUGAGAGCGCUACAUAUAGGACGAAGAUUUUUUGUACGUUUUUCAUUUCUCUUCAGUCCACUAUCUUGCAUUUAUAAGAGUGGCAUAAGUCAUAAUUAUCAUUAUUAACAAGACAAUUCUUGUCCACAUAUUAAUUUUCUUAGGUACCUUUAUAUGUCCAUAAUAGCAUAUUAUUUUAUUUGUAUAAUUAUAGGACUAUGUAUACAGUAGAUCUGUAUCAUAAAGUUGUGUAAUGGUUAAGAAUGGUACUUAGACCAUUUAUGUUUCUUUUGUUGAGUAAUCUUAUAAAGAAUAUUUGUACAAUCGUACUAUUUCUAUAUUAAGAAGAAACAAUUCUGUACGCAUUAUCGUCUCGCUGUUACUUAAACGUCGGUCUUAAUCUUUGCAUAUGAAUGGUUGAAAGGCAAAAUGCAGAAAGUAUUUCCAUAUAUAUAUUCCACGGUAAUAUUCAUAAUGCAGGACAAUCUCCGAAAACGGUAAGCUUAUAUUGCUGAUGUAUCGCUUAUAAUAUAAUACCUUGUAUUUUUCUACAUAAUUAGUCGCUAUAAUAGAUUAUUUUCUGUUUCAAAGACAGAGAGCGUCGAAAAUCUUGUAACAAUUAGCCCAUUCUUAACACGUUCUCUUGUUAUUGAAUAAUACAUCAGUAAUAUAAGUUUCAUGGAAUGGUAUAAAUAAUAUCACAAAUGAUGGCACAGUAUGAAUCAUACCACAAUGUGAUAAUGAAAAUGUAUAAUUUAAAUAGAAUUUUGAUUUAUCCCAAUGUACAUUGAUGUGUGCAAUGUACAUUUACACAAAGAUAUGUAUAUAAAAAUGUUAAAAAUUUUGAGAAACAAAAGCUACGUGAUAUAUCUUGCGAUAACUCACAGAUAAUUCACAGAUUUGUUAAUUAAUUAAUGCUGUUAUAUAUUUCAUGUCUAUGAAAAUUGAAUGAUGACCACGAAAAGAUUUAUUUGAUAAAAUGCAAGGAAGAGAGAGAAACAAAGGGAGAGCUGGUAAAAUAUCGAUAUUUUUGCAACAUAAGUGUACAUAUGGAUAACACUAUGAAUAAUGUUAUAAAGAAAUAUUGAUUUCUUGUUAAACUUUUAGAAGCUCUCAAACCUUUUCUAAAGCGAAAAAUAUAUAUUUGUAAAUUUUUCUUUAUACAUUAUGACUGAAACAUAAUUUACUGAAAUUGAUUUGAAGUUUAUUUGCAAGCAUGACAGAGAAUGCUCUAACAUACUGCCUUCAUAUAUCUUUGACUACGUUUUUACAGUUACAUUAUAAUUAAAACACAGGAUUGCUAUGAUAACAUGUUAGCUAGCAUAAUUAUAGUUAGCAAUAGAUCUCAUAAUUUCAACUUUCGUUUCAUGAACAAGCAUGAUGGCAAAAAGAAAAACGGGAACGAUAUUUUUGUAUAAUUUCUUCUACGACUGAAUUUUGUAUGUAUCUUGUUAUAUCAGACGUUAUUUUGUAAACAGCUCUCUUAGGCAGUUAUCAUCAUGUAAAUUGUUCGAAUAAUUGAACAUAGUACUAGAUCGAGAAGAGAUCAACAUACAUCAAAACCAUCGUUUGUGAAUAAUCCAGCUGUUCAUUUCUCAUGCUAUGUAGGAAGAAUAAUCUCUUGAUCAUGCAUUGAAAGUGAUCUAUGAAUGAUUUUAUGUAUUGUGCAUACCUUAUAGAUAUUACUGUGUCAGAAUACACGUUAUCAAUAUCCUCUAUUGCUAUUAGAUGCUAAACUCUAUAAGGCUAACGUUGCGCAAAAGUGUUAUUAGAAAUAUUAGAAAGCUAUUCAGAAUUUCACAUUUUUCUCGGAAUGUCCUAGCUUAUAUAUUUUAUCUGAAGAAAAAUGGGCGCGCGCGCGCGACAGAAAUAUAUUAAAUAUAUAUAAAAAAAAGAUUAUAUUCAUACGAGAAUGACUUGAUGUGUGAGCAAACAGAUUACUAUUGUUGUUAUAGAAUAUAUGUUAUGACAACAUUCUAAAUGAUUUUAAGAAUUAUCUGUUAACAUGUAAAAUUGUAUAAAUAAUUUUAGAAAGAAACAGAGCGAAUGAGAGAGAGAGAGAGAGAGAGUGAUAUCAUUUAAAAUUUAUGACAAUAUUGUGAUAAGAGUACUAUACCUGAACAUUACACUUGAAUGUUGCAAACUAAAAUGCUAAAUUACUUAUAACUUUUAAGUGUAGAAAGGGGCAGAGAGGGAGAGAGGGAAAGAAGUAUCUAUCCUGUUUGAAUAGCCAUUGAUAUUUUAUAUACUGGAUAUCAAUAUAUUCUCAUAAAUACACACACGCGUAUAUACACAUACAAAAAAAAAAGAAAGAGGAAGAUUACUAUGUAGAUGAAUUUUUCGGGUUACGCACUUAUACUUUCAAAAUUUGCUGAAAAUUUAUUGUGGUGAUGGUCGUAUAAAAUUAUGUAAAAAGGAAGAAAAAAAUGAAUUUAUUUGUGAAAUACAUCGAGCAAGCUUGAAUUAUAAAACUGCAAGCAACGACCUAAUUGUCACAUAAAUCAAAUUGCUUGUGUCAACUGUAUAUACCCCGUGCCAAAAAGUAUCAUCUCUCUUCUCUGAAUCAUGUUUGAAAGGCUAAAUUUCAUACAAUAAUUUAUGGAUAUCAAAAAUUUAGCUAUCGUAUUUACGGCCAUUCUAUAUAUUUAAGUCUUUCACGAUCGAUAAGACUGCGUAAAUCUUUUCUCUCAUCGUCGCUUGACUCUUUGUGGCAUCACUAAGAAAUUUCAAUUGAAUGAUAAUUAGCGGUUAAGCGAUUAUCCGAGUAGCUAAUUGAGUAGCUAAUUUAAUUUAGACGAUAGAACCAAGUUCUUUUCUCUGCGAAACUUUUAUAAAAUUAUUUUUCUAAACAGUGGUCUGUGUAUUACAAAUGAAAAUAUGUACGUGAUUUCGUGUGUUGCAAAGAGCUGAAGCGAUAGGUAGAUGGAGAUGUUACGGACAGUGGUGAGUUAAAUUAUCACCGAGGAAUGCCAUUAUAAGAUAACAGCUUAAAUAAUGCUUUCCAAAUUUUCCAAAAGUAAUAAAUUCGCGAAGUUUUAAAUGUCGAUACUGUUUGUAUAAUGAUGCAAUCGUUAGUUUAACUGGCUAAUUAGAACGGAGAACUUAACAAUCGUGCGAAAAGGAAAAUGAAAAGUGGCUAAUGAAUCACACUGACAAGGACGCACAAAGAAAUUAAUACUAUUUUUCUAAAUACUAUUCCCAAAAUCAUUACAUCGCUACAUGGCAUUCGCGAGAACGAGUAUAUAGUUUAUCGUGGCGAAAUAUGAAGCCGAAUAUGUGUAUUUCGAAUAUCAUGCUUCAAUACAUAUUUGAUAUGUCGGAUGUCAAAUGCUCUGCUGAAAGCUCGAACGGGGAGAGAUGGAGGAGAAUAUUUUUUCUCAUAUGUCUAGUAUUUUCAAGAAGAUUUUCAAACAAAAAUCAACAAAGUAUAGGGACGAAAAAAUUAGAAGCGAGACACGAGUCGACUAUAAAAUCGGAAAAGUAUUAUAUUGUCAUUGUACAUAUGUAUAUUAAUACACGAGUAAUGUUCUCUCCUUACUAAAUGUAUAUGUGCAAUGUUGCGUUAACACAGUCCAUCGGGACAGUCUCUGCAGCGAUGGAGAUCCAGCGAUCAGAUUUUAAGGAUAUUUUCGAAGAAUUAAUCAGCGUCCAAAACGAAUUACACACGAGCUAUCCAUUUCAAAAAUAGUUAGGCAAGAAAAACACUAUGAAACACACCGUAUUUGUUUUGUAAAAAGAGAUUCUCAGAUUUGAAUUUUUUUUUAUUUUUAAAAAUGACCUAUAUGCACCAAUAAUACAGCAUACUUCGAUUACAAAUCCAUAGCGUGUUGUACACUUUCCAUAAAUUUAAUUAAUAAUGAUGUAUGUCCUCGUAUCAGGGACACAGAGUUUAUAUGUUGCAUUUUGAAAAUAUAUAUUUCCGAUUCUUCCAUCGAAAUAUAACGACGAUAUGGCGCGAUUACGAUGGCCUAUUUUAGUCGCGUGAUUCGAUGUAAUUAUAAUUUAUCAUUGCACGGCACAUACGAGGACUGAUCGCAUUCGAAAUAUCGACUGCAACAUAGAGAUAAGAUAAGGAAAAGAGAUAGAUAAACAAAAGCGCGACACGACAAUGUCGAAUAUAUAUAUAAAGUUACACAUAUAUAAUUUAUUUUAUUCAUCGAUUGUUGCAAUCAUAACACAUGUGACAAAUUAAUAUUAAAUUCACUGUAUGUGUGUGUUUGUGCGUGUGUGUUUGUGCAGAAUAUACAUAUAUAUUUCGUGCAAAAUGCGUAUGUUUCGAUUGACUUAAAUCUUAUCAUUAUGUGAGCGUAUUAACGCAAACCGGGAAAAUAUGACAAAUAAAACGUAUGCGUUCAAACUCAAUGGGAAAGAUAUAAAAUUGAUGAGAAAUAUUCUGCUCACGUGAAUCGAGUAAUUACGAUUAUGCGUUUAUAUUCUUGAAAUUAUGAUAUAUAUAUAAUCGAAAUAUUUCUAUAUAUUUGUGCAAUGCAAGAGAUAUAUUAUAUAUAUACAUAAAUAUAUAUUUUUUGCACUUGUCUCGCUCGACGAACGGAACAUUUCUCGUGAGGGUACGCUUUUUGGUUGUGAUAUCUAUGGAAAAAUGUGUGAGAAUUAUGGAAUGUGUCUUAAGACAAA